AUGAGAAAGAAAAAAGAAUAUCGGGUUUUGAUUGUGGGUGCAAGUGGGUUUCUUGGUAGCCAGCUUGCUUUGGGAUUGGAGGCACACAAGCAUCCCAAUCUACGAUUUCUGUUGACGGGCUUGGAUGUGGAGCGUUCAGAGAGGACCCCUCUUCUUGAGAGCAAGGGUAUUGAAGUGGUUUAUGGAAGUGCUACAGAUCCAGAGUUGGCCAUGGCCGUGAUAAGGAGUAAGAAGCCAAACAUUGUGGUGGAUUUUACACAGCAAGAGCAUAGUUGGAAUUUGGAGGACAAUGAGAGAACUAUGAAGUCACUGCUUGAUGCGGCAUGCAGUGUUCCAUCCAUGCAAGGUUUCUUUUUUGCAAGCCCCAAUCGCUUUUACAUCCCUUCAAGCCGUUCUGCGGAGAAGUUAGUUGAAUCUUUGGCACCAAAGCUACCAUUUCCAGUUGUGGAAUGGAGGUUUAGUACAGUUUAUGGGAGCUAUGGUCGUCCAGAUUUUCCCUAUUACAAGUUUGUUGAUCAGAUAUUGCAUAAGACUGAUGUUCCAUUAUGGGAGCAAAGAAAAGGGCGACAAAACUAUAUAUACAUUGAUGAUGCAGUAGCUGUGAUGAUCAAUAGUAUUCUAUCAAGUCACAGCAUGGGACAAGUGAAUUUAUAUGAUAUUGGGACGCCAUGGCCACCUAUUCCAUUUAAAGGAGUGAUUAAGGUUGUAGAAACGCUUACAAAUCUUAAAGCUUGGAUUGUUGAAAUUGAGGAUGAGAAUCCAGGCCCUUAUGAGAUUGCAUAUGAGCCUCCUACAAAUCUAUUGCUUCUUAAAUCUUACAUUUCAUUUGAGAAAGCCGCUGAGGAGGCUCACGCAAAACCGAGAAGCAGCUUGCAAGUGCUGGCUAACGAGAAAGCCCAUCCAGCAAUGCAGCGGUGUAGUGAUCUAGCUCGAGCAAGCAGCGUAGCAACUCAGCGGUGCAGCCACAAGCAAGCAGCGAUCCAGCUCCAUCCAGCAAUGCAACAGUGCAGCCACGAGAACGCAGUGAUCCAGCUCUAG
Messenger RNA from Selaginella moellendorffii, 1038 nucleotides. Its product is annotated as UDP-glucuronate 5'-epimerase. The record is from RefSeq and is a predicted model, not a curated record. Bases 1 to 1038 code for a protein of 345 amino acids. The transcript is spliced from 3 exons. NCBI's taxonomy places the organism in Eukaryota, Viridiplantae, Streptophyta, Lycopodiopsida, Selaginellales, Selaginellaceae.